AAGUUGACCGGUUCUGAAAUUGACUAAACUCGCUUCAUGCUUGAAGGAGGUUGAGGUUCCACCGCAAAACCAAUUGGCAAAUUGGCGAUGGGGAGUAGCCCAACACCUUAUGCCCUUGUAAGGUUUUCUAACUUUUCAAUGUGGGAUAUUUUUACCUUUACAUUCUCACAAUGAUAAGCCAAUGCACUAAUUAAUGGACUUGUAUAAUGCACUAAUUAAAGGACUUGUAUAGUGGAGGCGGAAUUUUCACAACAUAUUUAACCAUAUAUGAUGUAUGCAACUACGUAGUUGUUGAAAAUCAUAGGACUCUAUUGCUCCACCCCUAAACCUAUGUUGCACCGAUACGGAUACGAGUACGGCGAUACGAUACGAUACGAUACGAUACGCCAAUACGGCAAAUCUCCAAAAAAUAGGAUACGGAUACGGCACCGAUACGGCGAUUAAAAUAAUAUAUAUAUUUAAAAAUAAUAUAACUGGAAAAUUGACGUAUCGAUGCCGUAUCGCAACCGUAUCGAGGACGUAUCGGAUCCGUAUCGAGAAGUCAACAUGCCAUAUAAGUCAACGAUACGCCACGUGGCGUAUCGGAUACGUAUCGGAGCCGUAUCGGUGCCGUAUCGUAUUGGAGCCGUAUCCGAUACGAGCAUACCCCUCCAAACUGACGUAUCGGUGCAUCUGAGCCCUAAACACAGUUAAACAGUCCAUCGCUCCCUUCUUUUGGAUGCUAGACAAAGAUAGCUAACAAAAAAACAAGCACAAAAUUAGAUAGCAAGCGAGCUAAACUUGAGAAGGAGAAGCGAAACUGCAAAACCUUCAUAUUUUCCGUGCUUACCAUUUCGUGACAGCUAGCUAACCAUUAAGACUGAUCCUCCACAACUAAACAAACUUAGGAGCAAUUACCGAAUGUUAAAUCUGGCUAUAAAUAUCUCUCCCUCUAUUCUCCUCCUUUUAUAUCUGUAAGUUUGAAACACAUAUAAUGGCUUGUCAUCAAUGUCCCAAUGCCAAUAUCUGGUGCUUUGUUUUGGGCCUUUUCAUCGCCAUUGCCAGCUUCGUCCCAAACCCGAGUUUCGCUAAGAAAACCAAAGUUGAUGGCUUGAAAUUGAACGUGAUCGAUGGUUGCUGGAGAUGGAACUCUGAUUGGAGAAGGAACCGCCAGGAACUUGUGUUAUGCUCGGUGGGAUUUUCUGGGAAGAUGAGCAACAACAUAGGAAGAGAUAUCGUAUACUAUCAAGUCAUGGACCCAAGUGACAAUGCGUUAGACCCCAAACCUGAAACUUUGAGAUAUGGGGCUACCAUCAUCAGAGGGAAAAAGUGGAUCACCUUCCAGAGGGACAUGCGCAUUAGGCUUGAGAAACCACUUCUCAUUAGUAGCUUCACUGCCAUUGACGGAAGAGGUCCUAGCGUUCGCAUUGCUGGUAAUGCAUGCUUGGUGGUCUUUAAGGCAAGCAAUAUAAUCAUCCAUGGCCUUCGAAUCCACCACUGCCGUUCCCAAGCACCAAGCUUGGUUAUGGGUCCAGAUGGAAAGAAAAUGCCACUGGGGCAGGUUGAUGGAGAUGCAGUCAGGUUGGUUACCGCAUCAAAGGUUUGGAUAGACCACAAUACACACUAUGAUUGCGAGGAUGGUCUUCUCGAUGUUACUUGUGGAUCUACCGAUAUCACCGUCUCCAACAAUUGGUUCAGAGACCAAGACAAGGUCAUGCUUCUGGGCCACGAUGAUGGCUAUUUUCGGGAUAAGAACAUGAGGGUGACCGUAGUGUACAACCAUUUUGGACCUAACUGCAACCAAAGAAUGCCAAGGAUUCGUUACGGAUAUGCACAUGUCGUGAACAAUCUCUACAGAGAAUGGUCGCAGUAUGCCAUUGGGGGAAGCAUGAACCCUAGCGUUAAGAGUGAAGCCAACCUCUUCAUUGCACCAAAAUCGAGAAACAAUAAAGAGAUCACUUGGAGGAAGGACAGCAUUGGAAACAAAGAAUCCUGGAAGUUUUACUCGGUAGGAGAUAUCUUUGAAAAUGGGGCUUCUUUCGUCAAAACAUGUGCCGGCAGAGCAAAGCCAAACAAUAACGGAGAACAAAAUUUCCCAGUUGUUAAUGCCAAAUCUGUCCGCUCAUUGACAAGGUCAUCUGGUGCUUUAAAAUGCAUCAAAAGAUCCAGAUGCUAAUUAAGUCUUACGCCCAUCAUGUGUUGUGGAGAUAUGACAUGUAUAAACAUGCCUGCACCUCAACAGAAAUAACUCUGUUACUUUUUACUUUUUCGCAAAGAUUGCAUUCAACAAAUCUAGUCUUGAUAAAUAAUAAUUAGCCCCCUGAUCAUGUAUGGCCAAACUGAUCUGCCUAGCUAAUAACAUGUAAUUAAGCAGACAAAUUGUCCGCAUACCAUAAAUAAAGGGUGGAGAGAGAGGCCCCCAACUUGUAAGGGGAUAAAUUGUGUUUAUAAAAGGUACUAAUGGGUUGGCCCUGAGGCCCCCAAUUUUUCA
Prunus dulcis (almond) is the source of this 2470-nucleotide messenger RNA. RefSeq names its product probable pectate lyase 9. The record is from RefSeq and is a predicted model, not a curated record. Gene Ontology annotation, molecular function: pectate lyase activity. The coding region runs from base 974 to 2155 and encodes 393 amino acids. Lineage: Eukaryota; Viridiplantae; Streptophyta; Magnoliopsida; Rosales; Rosaceae. The transcript has 5 exons.